Tilletiopsis washingtonensis is the source of this 1053-nucleotide messenger RNA. RefSeq lists its product as hypothetical. Lineage: Eukaryota; Fungi; Basidiomycota; Exobasidiomycetes; Entylomatales. Bases 1 to 1053 code for a protein of 350 amino acids. The record is from RefSeq and is a predicted model, not a curated record. The transcript has 7 exons.
AUGACGGACACCGUCCUCAUCUCUCGCGACCACGAGGACGAUCCGCGCUACGCCAUCGAGGUGCACGAGUCGGUGCUGCGGGCGCACGACUUUUUCGAGCGCAUGCUGCACGGCGGGUAUGCAGAAAACGCCUCGCACGUCAGCAGCCCUGCGCUGGGAGAAGCGUCGCAGAGCGCGGAAGUGCCGUCUGGCAAGCGCAAGCUGCCGGACGGCUUUGAUGCUGUCGAAGCGUCGAGAGCUGCAAAGGCACGCACGAGGAAGGACGUGCAGCAAGACAUCGAGGAUAGCGCUGCUAGCGCAGCGGCGCUUCACAGUCAAGAUGCUUUCAUCGAGGCUGCGCAAGAGCCUGCGCCGUCGGCCACAGGCACAGCUGCUCAGCUCGAUGGCCGGAACAAAGCGUGUGCGAGCCCCGCAGCAGAGUCGUCGACUUCAUCUGCAGGCACGCAGUCAGAGAAGAAAAUUAUCCGCAUGGGAAUGUCCCAUCCAGCGCUGCUAUUACUCACCGACUGGAUGUAUACUGGAGAAACACCUGAGCUCCGCGAACUAAGUCUGAAGGACAUCGUCGGGCUCUAUGCUGCUGCGCAGAUGCUCGGGAUGGAAAAGCUCGAGACCGACAUGGUCGAGAAGGCUCUACGUUCUGGAUAUUUUCCGUUCGAUACGCUAAUAAGCAGCACGCUCAGCGAAGAGGUAGGGCGCCAUCCGCGACUUCACGAUGUCUUCUGCCAUCACUUGACAUACAUGACGGUCCAGCAAUGCUAUGCUCCUGAUAAAGUCGUGGAGACAAUGGUGCAACGGGUGCUCGACAGCAAUGAGGAGGACUCAGAGUACACCGCUGAGGUUCGACGUCGCUUCACUACCUUCCUCUGUCGAGGCCCCCGGCUCCUCUGGAGUGCGGAUGGAGGCAAAAUGACACAGUUGCGCCAGGCGGCGCAGACGUGGUGGAGGGACUCGUCGGCCAAGCUCUUGGCCGGUGUGCCCGAGGAGGAAAAGCACCGCAAGCUCAUGGACAAGCUGGUGCCCACGCCUGCGCCCGAGGGGAAGGAGAAGAAGUAA